AUGGCCGAACCAACCGAAAAGGAAAAGAUGCUACGCGGCGAGCUCUUCCGCGCCUUCACACCAGACCUAGUCGCAGCACGAGCCCGCUGCAAAUACGCCUGCAACCACUUUAACAAAACAGACGAAGUGCCUCGCCGACGACUAGUCGAGCUAUGGAGAGACACAUUAGCCAACAUAAAUAGUAUCAUUGACGAUCACACACCACUUCCCGCCCAAUUAGACGACCCCGUCGCAGACGAAGAACAAUUCAAACACGAGCCAUGGAUCGAAGCGCCUAUCAAAGUGGACUACGGGUUUAAUGUGACGCUCGGCGAAGGCGUCUUUGUCAAUUUCAACUGUGUUUUCAUUGAUAGUUGUCCUAUCACUGUUGGUGCGCGCACGAUGUUCGGACCGAAUGUUAAUUUGUUUGCGGGGACGCAUCCGCUGGAUCCUGCGUUGAGGAAUGGGACUGAGGGGCCGGAGAUGGGGAAGCCGAUUACUAUUGGGGAGGAUUGUUGGAUAGGGGGAAAUGUUAUUGUGCUUCCUGGUGUUACUAUUGGGAAAGGGGUGACCAUUGGAGCGGGGAGUGUUGUUACCAAGGAUGUGCCGUCGUUCCAUGUGGCUGCUGGUAACCCGGCUAGGAUCAUUCGCAAGAUUGAAACGGCUAUGACGGAAUGA
Messenger RNA from Penicillium atrosanguineum, 657 nucleotides. RefSeq names its product sugar O-acetyltransferase. The transcript has 3 exons. The record is from RefSeq and is a predicted model, not a curated record. Bases 1 to 657 code for a protein of 218 amino acids. Gene Ontology annotation, molecular function: acetyltransferase activity. Lineage: Eukaryota; Fungi; Ascomycota; Eurotiomycetes; Eurotiales; Aspergillaceae.